Molecule: messenger RNA, 5175 nt
Organism: Leptinotarsa decemlineata (Colorado potato beetle)
Lineage: Eukaryota; Metazoa; Arthropoda; Insecta; Coleoptera; Chrysomelidae
Gene: Dab
Product: DAB adaptor protein
Cellular component (GO): cytoplasm
Source: RefSeq, a predicted model, not a curated record
ACAAACAAACGUCAAUUUGACGUUAAUCUUUUUUAAAUGUUUAUUUAAACAUCCAAUUUUUUCCGGGGUGCCGGAACUACUGGAUAAUUUAUGUAAUCCAGUAGAAUGGUGAUAUAAAUGUGUUUUUUUUUAACAGAGAAGAAAUCCAUGGGGAAAUGUUGAGUCACACAGAGGGUAUUGUACUACAAUGAUUGAAUCUUUUACUGAUAGGAAUAAACAUUUAACGGUGGUGGGUAGUUAGUUCAAUCUCACAAUAUAUUCGCAACACUUUAGAAUUGAUUAAGUUGAAGGUACUUCAUUAUUCUGUGACAUACAGUUUCUUCUGAAGAAUCAAUAAAUCUACCUGUCAUGAUCUGGGCAUGUGCAAGACAAGGGCUGCAAAGUUAGUAUUCCCAAAUCUUGCUACACCCCUUAAUGUGGGUUGAUCAAUGGAAUCCCAAAUCAAUAUACUAAGCUAGUGCAUUUCAUAAUAAAAGCAAAUGUGAACAUGUAAUCUUAAAAUAAGUGAAGUAAAUAAAUACUAGUAGAGCAAUUUCAACAGAGGGUGAUAAGUCUUGGAAAGUCAAUUGAAUGUGAUAACUUGUGAUUGAUUUGGUACCAGAUGGUCAAAUGGGUCUAAUCAGUUUAUUGAGAGUAUCUUGAAUUUUUAAAAUGCAAACUUUAAGAAAGAAAACAAGCCCCAUGAAAUAUAAAAACGAAACCACCCGAUUUUUGGGAGAUGGGGUAAGUUUCAAAGCCAAACUCAUUGGAAUUUUGGAAGUUUCCGAAGCAAGAGGCGAUAGGAUGUGCCAGGAAGCACUUUCUGAUCUGAAAAUGGCCAUCAGGGCUGCGGGAGAGCAUAAACAGAGAAUAACUAUCAACAUUGCAAUAGAUGGAUUACGUUUAAGAGAUGAAAAAACUGGAGAUUCUCUUUAUCACCAUCCAGUUCAUAAAAUUUCAUUCAUAGCUCAGGAUAUGACUGAUUCCCGAGCUUUUGGAUACAUUUUUGGUUCUCCUGACACUGGUCAUAGGUUUUUUGGGAUAAAGACUGAUAAAGCUGCAAGUCAGGUUGUUAUAGCAAUGAGAGAUCUCUUCCAAGUGGUGUUUGCUUUGAAGAAGAAAGAAAUAGAAUUGGCAAAGCAACACUUAGAGAAAACUUGUUACCCUUCAUCUCCACUAUUUUCUGAUAGCUCUAGUUCCAGUUCAAAAUUACAGAGUGUGCCGAACGUAUCAAUAAAAUCAGUAGCCGACGCAAAAGCGAGCAGCGCCAAUGAUUCGAAGAACUCAGGCACUGCUGUUGCAGAUUUGGUGGAUUUGGAAUUGGAGCUGAAUAGUUUGCAGCAGGGCCUAAAUCAAAUGGAAAGGAUUACGCCGUCCGAUCCUUUUGGUUCAAAAGAUGAUCCUUUCGGGGAUAGUUUCAUCAGUUAUCCAACAAAAGCAAUUCUUCCUCCUCCCCCAUCCUCGGGCAAAGAACGGGCAAGUAGAACAUCCGAGUCAAGCAGCAUUUUCAGCCCCAAGACUCCACACACUGGAGCGAGCAUGGAUACGCACAAGAAAAAGGAUUUCUCGUUUUCACAUGAAUUCAACAGUUCACAUGAAGAGCCGAGCAGUGGUGAUUGGUUUACACCAUCUGCUGGCAACAGCAUCUUCGAAGAUCCUUCGCCUUUGCCUUCGGAACCAACGAAAGACGAUAAGCACGAACAGACCAAACAGGAGAUUCUUUCUCAGUUCGACGUCUUCACAGAAUUGGAUCCUUUAGGUACCGGUAGAAGUAAGCCAUAUAUUGACCGAAAACAUUUCUUUCAAGAACUCAAAAACCCACCAAAAAAAGCCCUCAAUGAUUUGGUCAGUACCGUUAUACAAGAACCGCCCUUGUUCGCAACGAAUUUCAACCAAAAAACACCGCCGAAGUUUACCGUCGAUCCCUUCGGAGAGGACCCCUUUGUGAAAGAAGACCCGUUCGCAGACUCUGAUUUCUCGAAGCAGGAUCCGUUCGAUACGGAGUUCAGCUCGUUUCCCGCUAACGGUCCCGACAAAAAAGACACGUUACAGAACUUCAUUCAGACCGGAUUGUCUAAAUCUCCAAAAAGUUCUGUGCUUGAGAGUCAAAUAUCGCUGAGCACCUCGCCAAAGAGCAUAUCUUUUAGCAGACAGAGCACUUUCGACGUUCAAUUCAACAAACUGUCUCACUCUCACGAAAAUCCGAGCUUGGACGUGUCUUCAGAAGGGGAAUGCGCUCCGGAACCGCCUCCCAGACCCACGCCUAACGUCAUGUACAUAAAACCGCCUCCGCUUCCGCCUAAGAAACAAACGAACGACUUAGCCGUCAAGCCGCCUCCUAGGCCACCCUACCACGCGGAGGAAUCUCCUUACGAGUUCAUCGACAAGUACGAGACCGCCGUUAACAGCGUGGAGUUCAAAGAGAAAGGCCCUCCGUUGCCGGUGCCCGCGCGAAAGGCGAAAUUCGAUUCGGAGUAUCCUCCGGAGCGACCCAGGAAGCACUUCAACACUUCCCUAAGCGAGGAAGACUACUUGACGCCGAUAUCAUUCCUGCCGCCGCCUCAGAAAAGUACAAAGAAACCGAACGCUCAGGUAUUGUCUGCUUUAGAGUCGAAGUCAGGCGUGACUUCCGGCGAGGAGGGUUUGGGAACGUCCCUGGACGGUUUGGACAUUACACUGAGCCAGCUGACGCUGAGUGGACUAAAUGAACUGGCAUGCAAGCUCAACAUUCCGCCUGGCCAGCUUAGCAAUAUGACACUAGUGCAAUUAACGAAUUUCUUGUCAAACUUCAUCAAAUCGAGCGACCACGCUCCUCCUGCGACCUCUAAGAUCGAGACCUCGACGUUCGCGGAAUUUCCCCCCUUUCAAGCCGAUUUCGCGGCCAAUUUCGAGAACUCGAACAGCGCUACUGAUCCGACCUACGACAGGUACGCAGUGUUCCGCGAGCUGAUACAGGAGGAGAUUAAGCAGACGAAAAUAGACUCGGAACCAGAGGAGAUACUCGAGGAAAAGGAGAAACUGGAGAAUUCGGCGAACAGCAAUGUGAGCUUAGAUUUGAAUCCGCUGAACGAAGCGGAUCCUCCCGUCGCUGAUAGGUACGCGGCGCUCAGGGAAAUUGUAGAGAUCGAGCUGAAGCACUCCGAGUCGGACAAGGAGGAUGUAAACCGGAAUCGCUCGGGUGAAAUCGAGGAUAUUGCCGAGGAGGAGGAAGACGCCUCUGAAGCAAUUAUUUUGAAUGACGAAGUAUCUAAAGAAACGGACAAUCUCAACAUGAUCAAUAGGGAGAAUACUCUUCAUGUGGAAGGUAAGGAAAAGGAGUCCAUUUCUCCUCUGGAAACGAACAUAACCGAGUUUAUGAACGGGGGCGAAAUGGAGAUUAUAACACCCAUCAAGUCUCCAGUUAAGUCGACAUUGGUGAAGAGUCCCGUUCCUAGCGUUAUCACGGAGAUGGUUCAGAACAACACCAGAUUGACGUCGGGGUCGUUAUCGGACGUUGUUAGCGGUAGCUCGCCUGAGGUUGAUAAUACUGCUAGUAAUUCUGAUGUCGGUAAAAAGACCGCCGAUGCUACAGGUGAAUCUUGGGCGAUUUUCGAUCAGGGAACUAUUCCCGUAGAAUCAGUAACUGAAAACCAGGAAAAACAGAGCGAAGAAGGAGUAUCCCCUUGGUCCAGUGAUUCGAAAGAGUUUGGUAACGGGUCUCCUCCAGGAUGGAGGAGUAAGGAUUCGGGUAGCGGAACGGAGCAAUAUCCAAAGAAAAGGCGGGACCAAGAAGGUUGGUGGGAUACUUCUGCAGAUCCUGCAGUUCACUAUUAUUCUACCAAUCGUCGUUCCACCGACAGUUACGACGAAGAGUAUUACGAAUGUUGCGAAAGGCCAAGGCGACGAAGGCAACAGGCGGGAAACUGGCAGCACGGGGGUCAAGCCACCGGUGGUCAUUCUUCCAGCUCCCGAGAUGUAAGCCCUUGGGAGGAAGAGCCUCGAAAACGAGAACUUAGGGAAGUCAAAGAUCCAAGAACUGCAUACAGGUACGCCAGAGGGCAUUCUUUUGAGAGACAGCGUGAUCGUAGGCUUACAGACAGCUGGGAUGAGGAUGAUGAUUAUGAAUAUGAAGAAGAACAUUCAAGAAUUCAAUGGUCUAAUCGACAUAGAGACCCUGAAAUGGAAGGCAGACAUAGUACCGGCAGCCGAGAGCAUGAAAAUGAUCGGUGGUGCGAUGAAAGAAGUGAAGACAGAAGGCACAGGAGGAGACGAGACGUGAGAGAUCGGUGGUGCUGUUCCGAUUGGGUGGAAACAGAACAUGAAAAACCACCUAGAUAUGGCAGUAGCCGAUGGACGUCAUCCGAGCCUGAGCAUCUGAAAUGGCGCGAACGUAAAAACGACGAGCGAUAUUAUAGCAGGGAAUCUCAAGAAUCUCCGUGGGAAGAUGAAUACACAAACGAACCUGACAAUUCUCCCCAUUAUAUGUCAAAGAGAAAUUGGAAACGGCCAAGUAGCGCUUCUGAAAUGGACAGAAAAACAGGAGAAAUCAAAUCGAGGCAUCAUCUAGGGACAGGUGGCAGUGAUGGCGAGAGAGGUGACAGGCGGUACAAACCUGGAAGAAGAUCUCGAAGUAGAGACUCGCAAUACUCUGAACCCUCGCAAUACCGACACAAAAUGGAGUUAGGUCCGUCAAUGAGAACCGUUCACAGAAACAAACCCCACGUUCAUUCCAAAAUGUUAGAGGGGGAAUUCCCCGAGAGCUCGAUCAAGAAAUCUUCAGAAGUAAAACUCGAUGGAGGAAAGAAAACGUCGACUCUGACGCGAAAAAAGACAAAAGAUAGUCCCAAAACCGAAGAAAAUGUGGCAGGUACAGUCCCUAGAAAGUCUAACAGCCGAGGAAAGCUGAUUUUUGAGAACGAUUUUGUGGCAGAUGAUGGCCAUGUGAUCACUCCCAGAACAAAGUUCAACUUUGAUAAUGAUUUCGAGAAUUCGGAGACAGAAUCGCCCAUUAUAUCUCGACCAAUCAAGACUUUGAGACAACAAACUAUGUUCGAAAAAAGCUCCCCUCCAGUGGAGAAGGAUUUUAAAGAUCGACAGAGGGGCAGUUCAUUGAGGGCGUCGAAAUUGUCUCCUCGGUAUCCAACUAAAACCAAGUCACAUUUCGAAGACGACUUUUCUCCUAGUGAUAAACCUGAACAGCCGGAAAAAAGAAGAUAA